UGUUGUUGUGACUCGGUGUUGUUACCUGGCUCCCUCUCCAUAGCUGCUCGGAUUCCUGCGGCGGGGGGGAUUCGCUGCGCAGAUCGCUGGGGGGGAGAGAGAGGAGCGGGCUGUCCCGGCUGUGUCUAUCGGAGAGCGGGGGUCCCGGAGCAGGAUGGCCGCUCUGUUAGGAGAUGAUGACUUUGAUCAGUUUGAUAAGCCUGGUGCGGAAAGGUCUCGAAGAAGACGAACUGCUGAUGACUGGGACAGUGAACUUGAGGAUGAUCUAUUGGAAGAAGAUUACUUGUCUGGGAAAAAGAUUUCUCCAGAUUUGUCAGAUGAAGAGCUUAAUGAUGAUCUCCUUCAAAGUGAUGAAGAGGAGCAACAGCAAAGUUACAGCACCCAAGGUGUCUUGGUUAGCCUCAAUGCUACUGCCGGAGAGCACCCUUCAUUUGAUCUCUCCAAGAGCAUGAACGAGGAACCUGAAACAGAGGAACCUGGAUAUGAAGAGGGUGACAGUGAAGAGAUUUAUGAUGAGCCUGAGAUUCCCACUGGAGAUUUUGUAGAGUCGUAUGAUGAAAAUGAAAAUGACUCUGAACUGGCAGCUGAACAUAUAGAAUAUGUGGAUGAAGAGGCAGAUGAGGUGUUGGACCUGGAAAUCAAUGAACCUUUAGAUGAAUUUCAAGAGGAAGAUAAUGUCCAGCUGUACAAAAAGCAAGAAGCAGAAGAUGAACAGCAUUAUGCAGAAGAUGUUAUGGAAGAGACCACAGAAAUUCAAGAUAUGACCAAUGAUACUCCUGAAGAGGGUAACGUUGAAUCACAAGAAUUCCAAGAACUGCCGUCUGAAAUAAAAGAAGAUUCCGAUGAAGAGGAUGAAGAAGAAGAGGAAGAAGAAGAAUGUGGGCGAAUCAGAUUCAAAACUGAACGUAAGGAAGGGACAAUCAUUCGCCUUUCUGAUGUAACCAGAGAAAGAAGAAACAUCCCAGAAACAUUGGAGCUUUCUGCAGAAGCCAAAGCAUCUUUAAUGGAGUUUGAGGAAAUGGAGCGCCAGCGCAAGAUGGGGCGAUAUGCCUCACGAAGAGGUGGGAGGCGUGGGGGCAACAAUACCAUGCACCGAGUAAUGGUGGAUCAUAGGCAUGAAAUCCAUGAACGAAGAAACAUGAGACCACAAAGGCCAAUGCAAGGGCAGCCCAUUAGAAGCCUGUUUCAGCAGCCACAGCAACAACAGAUCCAGCCCCUGCUUCCAAUGCCACGACAUCGUAAUCCUUCAACUGUGUCCUCCAGUCCACAGCAGAACAAUCAACAGGACAAGCAACGGGGAAAUGCUCUUCUAAACUCCCCUCAACAACCUAAAAACAUACACAUAAAUCCCCAUUUUAAGGGGAAUGUGGCACCUGUUCAAGUUCCUUUGUUACCAGUACCAAACCAGCCUCGCCCUCCAGUGGCACCUCCCAGAUUUCCAGGCAUGCCAGAAUUCCAGCAUGUCCCAAAUCCUGUGCAAGGAAACUUUAACCAGCACCCCAGACUUCAAGAACCAUGGAGAAAUCCACCACCCCAGCCAGAGAGGGAACCAUUCUUCAUCGGAGAGCCACGUUUUCCAAACCACCAUAUGUUCGAUCAGCGAAAUCCUCCACCUAUUCCUCCACCUCCCCUUCUAAACAACCACCAAGUUCCUAACCAGAAUCAGAUGCCAUUCAAUCAACCUGGGCAAGGAUUCAACACCCCAGGACCACAGCCAAGGUUUCCUCAACCACAACCAAACUUCAAUCAGUCAGGCCCAGGGACACAGCAAGGGUUUAACCAGCCUGGGCCCCCACAACCAGGUUUUAACCAGCCUGGUUUUAACCCACCUGGCCCCAUGCCCAACUUCAAUCAGCCAGGCCCUCAACCUGGAUUUAACCAGCCUGGUCCUCAGCCGAAUUUUAAUCAGCCAGGUCCUCAGCCAGGAUUUAACCAGCCUAAUUUUAAUCAACCAGGCCCACAACAAGGAUUUAACCAGCCUGGCCCUCAUUCCCAAUUUACCCAGCCAGGCUUCAACCAGCCACCAGGUUCUGGGCCACAGCCAGGUUUUAAUCAAAGUGGCCCUCCUCCUCAGCCAGGAUUUAAUCAGCAAGGCCCCGGUCCACAACAAGGAUUUAACCAGCCAGGAUUUUCCAGAGAGCGUCCUGUGCGACUGAAUAUGCCCUCUCCAGCCCCCAUGGGGAUUCCUCCCUUUAAUCAAAACUCUCCAAAUAUAAGACAUUUCCCUCCUCCAAGACAACCCUUUCCACCAGGCCCGGGACAGCAAUUUAUUCCUCCUUCUCAGCCAAAUAUGCAGGGUCCAUUGCAACCUCCAAUGCAGCAAAUGCACCAGCAUCAUCACCUUUCAGGCCCUCCAAAACUUCCAGUGCCCAUGCAGCAGCCUCAGCAACAGUUUAGAACACAUUCACAGAAUCAGCAGACACAGUCAAACAGAAUGCAGGGACAACAGCGACAAGGUCCACCUAAACCAAGACCGAAUGCCCCUGGUCAGAAUAUGGGGAUGGUUCCCAACCAGCAAGGCCAGCAUGCAAGGAAUAGCAACUUGCGUGAAUUGCCCAUAGCACAAUCUCAGUCUUUGAACAUGGGCAAGAAAAGAUUGGAGUCAGCUCCUGCUGCUCAAGUCAAACCAGUGGGUACCACAGCACCCCAAGCAAGAGCUUUGAAUACUCGAAAUCCACAGACGAAACCCCCAAAUACAUUCAACAAAGUCAAAGAAGUUGCUAAAAUUGAAGAACAGUUUCCUGAUGAGGAUGAAGAGACCAGGAAAUAUCGUUUGAAAAUUGAGGAACAAAAGCGAUUAAGAGAAGAAAUCCUGAAACGUAAGGAGCUACGGCGCCAACAGCAAGCUGGGGCACGGAAAAGAGAGCUUCUUGAAAGACUUUCUCAACAACAUCAAACUGCUGUUCCGCACCAAGGUCAGGUUGAACAGGAGAAACCUGCCGUACCGUCUUUAAAUAACAGUAAUCAGACAAUGCCUCAAACUAUCCCGCAGACUAGGCCGAAUGUCAAACCCAGAGCACUUACUGCUAAGCCUGAUGGCUUGCAGGCACCAUUACCACAGAAGAUCUCUGCAAUUCAGUCAACCACUGGACCCUGUGCACAGAUUCAAGGACCACGAAAGAAAAUUGUAAAGCAAGGUGUACCUAACAGGAUAGUGACUGAAAACAUCACUCAGAAUGUACAGCAAGUACAACCUACUGUUUCUGGAGCACCAAUAGGGCCUAAACAGACUGUAAAAAUCGCCUCUGUUCAGGGGAAACCACAGGAACUGAGACAGGCUGCUGCUAAAAGGACUGUGAUGCAGAGGUCAAACAGUGGAAGUUGUGAUGGGCCACACAUCGCCCCUAAAGUCCGUGUCAUUAAGUUAUCUGGACCGGAAGGAGAUAAUGUUUUAGUUCCGUCACCUGGCAAUGCUCAGAUGCCAUCAACUCAACAGAGAACCCAAGUUCUGCCCAAACCACAGUUCCAGCAGCGACUACAGCAGCAGCAAAGGCAAGGGCCAGUUCGGAAAGUCACACUCGGCAAAGGAAGUGUUCAGAAUCCGUAUCUUUCCCAGCAGUACCAGGGCCAACCACGACAACCGCAUCUCCAAGCAAACUCUCCCAUCCCUCAUUUGGUUAACAGCAUCCAGGGACUUCAUCAACCCAAUAAGGUCAUUAUGCGUGGCAGAGGCAGAGGAGUAGCUGGACAGAUGGGCCGAGGACGCUCUAUGCCAAAUAAACAAAACCUCCGCGUGGUGGAGUGCAAGCCUCAGCCGUGUGUCGUGUCAGUUGAAGGGCUUUCUUCGUCAACCACAGAUCUCAAACUGAAAAACCUGCUGAUGUCAGUAGGACCUAUCCAGUUGGCAGAUCACACCGUGGAGCGCUGUGCAGUAGAGAGAGCUACAAAAAAUGAGUUUCCAAAUGCUUCCUCAUCUGCGAAAAGCCAUAGCAACAUUUAAAGAACCAUGUCAUGCUUCAGCUUUUCAACAAAAGUUUCACAGACAUAUGAUAGAUUUGUCACACAUCAAUGUGUCACUGGUCGGGGAAUGAUGCACUCGGUUUGCCCAGAAGCUGUAAUGACUGCAUUUCUCCCAAGUUAAAGAUGAAUACAAAAGACUCUGAAGAUUCUGAAUUUCUUGGAUUUCGUAACUGAACACUUACAAAGAAAAAAAGUAACGGAAGGAAGUUCUCAAGUAUUUUUCGGGAGAGACUUUUAGUUCACUGCAGCGCACAGGCUUCAUUUGAGGCAGCAACCACACAGACAUUUGCUUAAAUUUCUUAUUUUUGUUUUUUUGUUCUUAAAUGUUGUCCUUGCAUGUAAGUCUGACCUGCGUAAACAAAAACUAAAUUUGCAGGUUUAAAUAGAACACAAAAAUUACAAGAAGAAAAAAUUAUUUCUAGGAAGGAAUACUUGAUAAUGGUUACUCUGGUCUUCAGAGUAGGAUAAAAAAAAACACAUAUUUCAGUUUGUGUUUAAGUGUUUUUCAUGGAUGCUUGAGGUUCAGGCAGUAGAACUGAAAAGUAUUUUGUUUGGUUUUUUUAAACAUUGUAAACCAAUACGCCUUUU
This is a messenger RNA of Pelobates fuscus (common spadefoot toad), 4548 nucleotides long. RefSeq names its product RNA binding motif protein 33 (gene RBM33). NCBI's taxonomy places the organism in Eukaryota, Metazoa, Chordata, Amphibia, Anura, Pelobatidae. The coding region runs from base 155 to 3940 and encodes 1261 amino acids. The transcript is spliced from 20 exons. Gene Ontology annotation, molecular function: RNA binding. The record is from RefSeq and is a predicted model, not a curated record.